UGCUCCAUCAUUGGUGUCAGUGGGAGGAAUAGUGCCCCAUCAUUGGUGUCAGUGGGAAGAAUUCGUGCCCCAUUAUUAGUGUCAGUGGGAGGAAUAGUGCCCCAUCAUUGGUGUCAGUGGGAAGAAACGUGCCCCAUCAUUGGUGUCAGUGGGAAGAAACGUGCCCCAUCAUUGGUGUCAGUGGGAGGAAUAGUGCCCCAUCAUUGGUGUCAGUGGGAAGAAUCAUGCCCCAUUAUUGGUGUCAGUGGGAGGAAUAGUACCCCAUUAUUGGUGUCAGUUCGAGGAAUAGUGCCCCAUCAUUGGUGUCAGUGGGAGGAAUAGUGCCCCAUUAUUGGUGUCAGUGGGAAGAAUAGUGCCCCAUCUUUAGUGUCAGUGGGAGGAAUAG
This is a messenger RNA of Staurois parvus, 385 nucleotides long. Lineage: Eukaryota; Metazoa; Chordata; Amphibia; Anura; Ranidae. The record is from the annotation of a GenBank genome assembly.